Oryza sativa Japonica Group (Japanese rice) is the source of this 941-nucleotide messenger RNA. Its product is annotated as antimicrobial ginkbilobin-2-like protein. The record is from RefSeq and is a predicted model, not a curated record. Lineage: Eukaryota; Viridiplantae; Streptophyta; Magnoliopsida; Poales; Poaceae.
GGUCUAAUUAAACCAUAAAAGCUGCUGCUUAAUUAGCCAUAGCCAUGUUGACGACGUUCGUCUACCAUGCUCUAGGCUCGUUCUCCUGUGUUUGCCUCCUUUGUUUUGCCAGCUCGUUGGUGAGUGUAGCUGACGCAGGCGGCGCACCCGUGCUGCAAGCGUUGGAGUGCACCUCGACGGCCGCCGGCAACUACACGCAGGAUGGCGCGUACGCCGCCAACCUUGGCCGCUUGCUCGCCAUGCUCCCGAACGAGACCGUGUCAAAGAACGGUGGCUUCUUCAACGGCACGGUCGGCAACGGCACGGCCACCGUGUACGGCCUCGCCAUGUGCGCCGCCGACUUCAGCCGCGCCGACUGCAUGGACUGCCUCGUCGCCGCUGGGAUCAGCGCGGGAGGCGUCGUGAAACGUUGCCCCGGCAGCACCACGGUCUCCGCCAUGUUCGACCAGUGCCUCCUCCGCUACUCCGACAGUAGCUUCUUCGGCACAGCCCAUAUCAAUAUAACAUACGUUUCGGACGGGGAGAUCUUGACCGGCAGGCGGCGAGCUCGCCGGCGCGGUUCGCGUGAGCAGGUCAAUAGUAUGUGUGAUUUAGUUUGAUCAGGGAGGCCAUGAUCUGCAUGCAAGUGAAGCAUGGAUUCUUGGCGAGAAGACUGGAUCAGAUGGCUCAUGCAUGUGUUGGUUAGUGAUUUAGUGGUGCUCUGCAUGCAGCGAGUUGUGCCUUGCAUGUGGGAUGCAUGCAGCGAGUUGUGCCUUGCAUGUAGGAAGGUGAUUAGAGGAUAAUCCGCGGGAGGUGCUUGCCGGUUUGUGCGGCAAGACGUGGCUUAACCUGUGCGUGUGUGUGGUCUAUUUAACCAAUGUAAUCAGCAUUUGUUAAAGUGUGCCAAAAGUGAAGUGAAAAACAAGUGUUUGUGCUGUGCGCGCUGGUGUGCAGCGUGGAAA